AGAAGCCUUACCUACCCCCAAGUUGACACACCGCCCUGACCCGGAAAUCUUAGGGGUCUUGAAGUUCACCGUACUAUUUUUCUACAAGCGUCUAACACUUGGAAUUCUACGGAGACGGAGUCUGGUCGCGUUGUUCUGGAUCUGUGGAUUAUCGUACAUUGUCCUAUGUCUCACCGUGACACUCAGCUGUCAACCGUACGUUCCCCGUGACAAACGCGAUCGCCGUCCUAACACUGUGAACAGCUACUCCGACAACUGGCGAAUUCGGCCUCUACCAGGCCCAGAAUGCACCUUCCGACCGCAAAACUUUUGGAUGCUAUUGUGGCUCAACGUCUUGACAGACGCGGCUCUCCUCUCCAUCCCCGUUCCGAUUCUCUGGCACCUCCGCGUGUCCUUUAAGCGCAAAAUCGGCGUCGGCAUCCUGCUUUCAUCCGGCGUAUUUGUCAUUUCGACGGCAAUCGUUCGAGCGGUCACGACUUUGGGCGGUGCGCCGUCCGUCAUCAAUAUCAACCGCUGGGGGUUCCGCGAGACCGCCGUCGGCCUCAUCACCGUCACCCUGCCGGUCCUCAGCCCGCUGUUCACGAGAGCGUUCUGGCGCCGCGGCCCGUAUAUUCGAGACUACUACGAUCGGCUCCGCGGUCCGAGAACGCCUCCCAAUAACGCCAGGUUUGGUAAUUGGCUGGGGACGAUGGUUCUUAAGUACAUUGAUGAGGAAGAGGGAGAUGUGCUACGUAGCCCAAGCGCGGCGAAGCGGUUGGAAGAGGCAGGAUACCGACGGGAAUAUGCCGAGCGGGCGGGCUCCUACAACACAGGUAGCGGAGAAAGCUACGAGCUGGAAACGAAGAGCGGUGAUACGAGUACGAAAAGCUUGAAAGGCAUUGAGACGGUAUGACGUUUUCAAAGCAAAGGGGGGUUUGAUGAGAACUUGGCGCUGGAGCAUCGAGGCAUACCCCAUCAUGAUUGACUUUAUAUACACUGAUACCCAAAAGGAGCAAUAGGACGGGUUCAAGACUGGAAAGUGUGUAGGCCAGGAAAAGCUGCUGUGCUUAUGUAAGAAUAUUGUCGCCUAUGGCGAACUGACUGUCAAAUGAAAGUAUCUCUGAAGAAACUUGCAGAAAUUGACUGUUCCAAGUAAGACCAUG
Messenger RNA from Colletotrichum godetiae, 1142 nucleotides. RefSeq lists its product as uncharacterized. Lineage: Eukaryota; Fungi; Ascomycota; Sordariomycetes; Glomerellales; Glomerellaceae. The record is from RefSeq and is a predicted model, not a curated record. The transcript has a single exon. The coding region runs from base 314 to 892 and encodes 192 amino acids.